Messenger RNA from Salvia miltiorrhiza (redroot sage), 1267 nucleotides. Its product is annotated as E3 ubiquitin ligase BIG BROTHER-related-like. Lineage: Eukaryota; Viridiplantae; Streptophyta; Magnoliopsida; Lamiales; Lamiaceae. Bases 184 to 1050 code for a protein of 288 amino acids. The record is from RefSeq and is a predicted model, not a curated record. The transcript has 7 exons.
CGGUAUAAAAGGGAAUUUGAAACUACGCUACGCUGCCCUCAUUCAAACAGAAUAUCCAAAAUCGCACUACUUUCUUGCUCAAUAAUAAUAAUAAUAAUUCGUCUUCGUAGAUCUCCUGCAACACGCAUACGCCCCAAUUCCGCCCUCCCAAAUCACUUGUUUCUGGAUUUUGGGCGAAUCGUGAUGGAGAACACCAAUGAUAAGGCUGAUUCCGCCAACACCGCCGCUCAAGAAAACCCCAACAAUCACUGCAAUCCUAGCAACGACAAUGAUAACCCUCUCGGCGCCGACGUCACCGGGAAUCGCCCCCGGAGAACUCCCUUCACCGACCUCAGUCAAGUCGACGCCGAUCUUGCACUUGCUCGUACUCUACAAGAACAGGAAAGAGCUUAUAUGAUGUUGAGAAUGGGAGGCGAUGGUGGCAGUGAUUAUGGAAGUUGGGAAGCUGAGAGUUAUGAGCAUGGCGAUGACUUUGAUGGUGCCAGUGAAGAGGAUUACGAUGAGUCAGAUGUUGAGGUGGACAAUGCCGAAGGACAUGUAUUUGACAUGCAUGCUCAUGCUGCAGGAGAAGAUGAUGAUGACCAAGAUGUUGAAUAUGAUCCAUUUGCAUUUCCUGAUGAUGAGGAAUUUGCGAGAACCUUGCAGGCUUCCGAAGAACUAUUGUUGGCCCUAGCAGUGUUAAAUGAAAGUGAAUAUGAAGAUGAAGAGGAUCAUGGUGGUAAUUCUCAGGAUGCAUGGGAGGAGGUUGAUCCUGAUGAACUAUCAUAUGAGGAGUUGCUUGCCCUGGGUGAAGUAGUUGGAACAGAAAGCAGGGGACUUUCUGCAGAGACAAUUGCUUCCUUGCCAUCAGUCAACUAUAAAUCACAAGGCAACCAGGAAGGAAUCAGUGAUUCCUGUGUUAUAUGUAGGUUGGACUUUGAAGAUGAUGAUGCCUUGAUACUUCUUUCUUGUAAACACUCCUACCAUUCAGAGUGCAUUAACAAUUGGCUACAAAUAAACAAGGUCUGUCCAUUAUGCAGCGCUGAAGUCUCCACUUCACGGAGAAGCUAACGGAGAAUAGAACGAUGGAGUUUGCAAAGAUGGGAGCAGUAUGGGAAGAAUGAAGAUAUUAUGCAAAAAGGUGGAAGCACAUAAUUGAUAGGUUUUUCCAUCUUGCUAUACUGUAGUAGUACUAAAUUUAUGUUUGAGGCCUAGUUUCUUUCCUUAACCCAAUAUAUAUGAUUACUGAAUUUCGAAUUCUCAAUUUUAUUUACCAGUUUUCCCAGUC